Messenger RNA from Stegodyphus dumicola, 1890 nucleotides. RefSeq lists its product as uncharacterized. The record is from RefSeq and is a predicted model, not a curated record. NCBI's taxonomy places the organism in Eukaryota, Metazoa, Arthropoda, Arachnida, Araneae, Eresidae.
AUGGGUGAAAGAGAUAGUGAAAUGUCGAAUAUAAUUAAAGAAUUCUAUAGGAUUAUUGAUGAAUUAAAAACGAAGCGAGUACCCAAGGAUUUAAUUUCUGAGUUAAAUACUCAGGUUGAGGCAGUUGUGAAAUGGGCACAUACGUCUACGCUUAAGAUUAUGGAAUUAGAUAUGCGUAAGAGUAGUGAGGAGACUCUUUUAGAAUUCAAAGAGGAGAUAAAACAAAUGAUUGAUGAAAGACUGGAUAGUAGGAGAGAUAGAGAAGUUGAUGAUCAAAGAAAUAAUGAUAAAAAGAAAAACAGUGAAAAGAGAUCUAGGGCUAACGAUUUGAUUAUAAGACCAGUUGAUAAAGAUGUUGAUGUCUAUGAUGAACUUAAUGCUGAACUCCAACCACAGGAUAUAGAAAAUUCUAGACCCACCUUCUCUUCUGCAUGUGGAGAUGGAUAUACGGAUUUGGUGUUGUGUUCUCCAAAUUCUCUUAUUGAGAACUUUGACAUGCAAAUAUUGGAGGAAAAUUCCCUUAGCGAUCAUAACUAUAUUUUGAUAAGUAUAAAGGAUGUUAGUAUUAAAGAUAAGAGGGAUAUUAUUCUGUCAAAUAAUGUUAAAAGAAUUGAUAGAUGUUGCGUUAAGAUGAGAAGGUUUAUUUUUGAGAUUGAAGACCGUAUUGUCAAUACGAAGGAUGCUGGGGAAUUUAAUGAUUUAAUUUUGUAUAUGGAGAAGCGAAUUGAAGAAAGAAUGAGAAGAGAUUUAAAGUGUGAGAUACGACAACGUAGUGGUACUGCUUGGUGGAAUUAUGAGCUGAAUACUCUUAGAAGGAGAGUCAGGGCUAUCCGCAAGAGUUGCCAGGUGAAGGGUGAUUUCAGAAAUAGGGCUUUUAUUCAAGACAAGGAAUAUUACGAAGGAAUUUUUAAGGUUGCUACGAAUAAAAUUAAGAAACAGAUUAUAUUACGAGAUAGUGAUAAUAGAGCGGCUACGGAUGUAAAGGAAGAAUAUUUGAAAAUUGUUAAAAAGACACUGAAUAUUGAAACUGAUGAAAUUGAUGAUCCUGAUAAUAAUGGUGAUAACUUUGGUAAUGACGACUUAGAUGGUGAAUUGGACUUUACCUACGAAGAAAUUAGGGAAGUCAUUUUAAGUCUUAGAGACAGAGCCGCUCCAGGAUUGGAUGGAAUUCGGGCAAGAGUUGUAAAAAGAUUGUUUGUGAACUAUCCUUCGUUUUUUAUUAUUUUGUUUAAUAAAUGUUUGUCUUUGCAUGUUUUUCCUAUUGCCUGGAAGAUUGGAAGAUUAAUUUUGUUGCCUAAAAAUGAAGAUAAAUAUCGCCCAAUUUGUCUAUUAAAGGUUUUUGCUAAGGUAUUGGAUAAGCUAAUUGUAAAUAGACUUUUAUAUGUCAUAAAUGAUAAACAACAUCUUGCGGAAAAUCAAUAUGGAUUUAGGAAAAGAAGAUCUGCUAAUCUGGCACUCUUUAGGGUAGUUGAUAAAAUACGUAGAAUAAAAAGUAUUGAACAUGUCGCGGUUGUUUCUUUCGAUGUCAAGGCUGCUUUUGACUCUGUUCGAUGGUCCUCCGUAUUAAAUAAAUUAUUUGAGCUGAAGAUUACAAAAGAUCUUUAUUUACUUAUCAGGGAUUAUUUUAGUAAUAGAAGAAUUGUUUUUAAGGGAUUUUCAGAAGAUUUAGAUAUAAAUUUGGAUAUGUUUAAAGGCUGUCCGCAGGGAUCGUGUAGUGCUCCCCUGUUCUGGGCCCUAAUAGUUAAUACUCUCCUUGUGGAUUUUGAUGUUUCUAAUGCAGAAAUAAUUUGUUAUGCAGAUGAUAUUCUGCUUAUUAUUAAGGGCUCCUCUCUGGAAAAAAUACAACAUACCUUUAUAAAAGUUGAAGAGCAGAUGUUGAAGUGGGAGUAA